AUGAUCACAAGCGCUCCUUCCUUACCAACCUUAACAACACCGAGAAAGGAAAAACAUUCGUUAAAGAUCACGAAGGAGGAUCAUGAGGAAUCAUCAUCCUUGGAAGAUCGGAUCCAUAACAUUGAGGAUUCAAAGAAUAGCAAUACAUCACAUUGCAGAUCGGUUCAGACAGAUAUCACUGAUCCCGAAGAUCCUCUAUUCGGGAAAGGCUCUCCUUUGUAUUCUCCCUUAUUGUACUCGAACAGGAUUCCAUUAACCUCUGAGGGAAUGAAUGAGAAUACCCUGUCAAUUCAAUCACCCUUCAAGCCUUUUCAGUUUGAGGAAACGAAUGCGAGGUCGAGUAAUGAGGUACAUUCCCGCCAAUAUUCUACAACGCAAUCACCUGCAGAAUUGAACAUUUCACCACCAAAAGAAAAUCCCAUAGUUAAAACAAUGAAUGAAGAAACAAACGAUGUGAUGGUGUCACAAUACAAUCCCUCUGAACACCUGAAUUUUUUGAACUAUAAUGAUGUUAACCAUGAAAAUGAAAAAGGAGAGGACACAUUCGAUUUAAAAUCAUAUUUGGAAAAGUAUGGAGUGGGCAGUGUGGACAUGAACGAUGAUGAUCAUGACGAUCACCAUCAAUCUUAUAGUCAUGACGACGAAAUUUAUGAGGAUGACGAAGAAACUCAAAAUGCUUUGAACUUUGGAAGCACUUUUGGAUACAUUUCUAAAAACAAAGAAGAAAAUGACGGCACAGUUGAUGAGGAAGAGCAUGAAUACACUCAUGAAAAUGAAGAAGAAACACACCAAGACUAUGAUCAUACGGAGCAAGCAACAGAAGAAAAUAAUCACAACUAUCAAUAUGAUGAAGAAGAGCAACAAAAUACAAACAAUCUCGAUGACGAAGAAAAUAGUCUUGAAUCUGCACAAGACGACAAUUCCGAAUCGGAAGAGGAUGCUCCUCAGCAACAAGAGCGAAGUUUUGUUCUCUACAUGCCAAAAACGUUAACUCCAAAAUCUCAAUCGAGAGAAAAUAACCACUCCUCCAUUGUCAUCAAGUCUCCAACUGGCUCUCAAAAUCAAUCAAAUAGUAGUUCCAUUGAAAAAAGAGAUGUUCACUCACCAGUUUCCACAAAUUUGCAUGUACAGGAGAAGGCAAUUUCAAAGAACUACACAAAGAACGUUCAACAAAGAGAAGACACAAAACGCGACAACAGACAAUCAGUAACAAUUAAGGAAGAGAAAAACGAACCGCCAGAGAACGAUGACGAUAGCUCCAAGCCCAAAUUUUCAAUGCUUAAAAGAAAUUCUCGAUGGGGCUCUUUGCUGAGUAAGAUCUCAAAGCCUGGAACGUACGUCCCACCCACCAACAAGCACAGCAAAGCUGCUGUUUUAUCAAAAACCGCAAAAAAACAGCAACAGCAAGAGGAAUCAACCGAACUCAACCAAGAAUCCUCACAUCCACCUAAAAAACAAACAACGAAUUCUCAAAAAAAGCCACCAACUCCAGAAAUUUCAUCUCAAAAGUCAACAACAGAGGGCACUAUUAAUGUCACCACCACUUCGCAUGACACAUCCCUUCUUCCACAACCAAAACGAGCAGCUCCAGCUGUACCCAAAGCCCAACAACCAAAACAUGAAGAAGAACCACCCUCGUUGCAAAACUAUUUUUCAAGAAGAGAUCCUCCUAUUGGUGAAUUUAAUACUGUUGGAGAGUAUGGUCCAUUAGAAUUAGAACAUUCAGAUGACAACAAUGACGAAGAGGAAGAUAAUAAUGGUUGGGGAAGCUUCAUUAAUAGAAACACAGUGUACAAUCCAUACCACUACGAGCAACCAUCCAUUUCAAGCACCAAGUAUCAGUCCCCUCAUUUAAGUGGCACUACACAAACGAGAAGUCCAGUUCUUGGAGGUCAAAUACACCCUCCAUCAACAUCAUCUGUGAUCGACAAGAGAGAGUCCAUGAACUCUUUAAACUCGAAUGUGUCACCAUCGUAUCAGCAACGUACAGGUUCCAUCAUUUCUAAUUUCUUUCUUCCAAAAGUUCAAGAAGAGGAGAAGAAACGGCAAAUGAAGGAAAAAAUUGAAAAGAAGAAGGAAGAAAAGAGAAAUCGAGAAGAGGAAGAAAAAAAGCUAAAGGAAUUGGAAGAACAACUCAUAUUUUACAAGAAUGAAAAUGAAAAAACCAAACGACUCAAAGAUGAGCUUGUCGUUGAAAGACAAAAUAUGGAGUGUGAACAAUCUGAAUUUAAGAGGUACAUGGAAGAAGAGCGAGAACGCUUCGAAAAGUACAAACAACAAGAGUUGCAGAAAAUCAAUCGAGAAAAAAGAAUACUUGAGAGACAAUUGAAAGAACAUCAACAAUCUCUCUCCAGAAAGGAACAUGAAAAGGAAGUGAAUGAGCUUAAAGAAAGGUUGGAAAAACUUUUAUUAGAAAAGAAGAAUGAGAGCACCAAAUAUAAAUCAACGAUACAGGCCUUAAAGACUCGAAAUGAACAACUCACAGAAAGAAUUGUAGAGCUUGAAGAAAUUUUAAAAAAGCGAGAGCUUGAAAGAAUUGACAAUGUGUUUGUGAACAAGAAAAAGCAAGUGUCACAAGAAUCUUCGUCUCAGCAGGUUGUGACCUUGAGUCCACAAAUGAACAAUCAACCACAUCAGCAACAACCUUCGAUCACCAACAACAAAAGGCCAACCACAGAUCCCUCAACAAACAACAACAGCAACAGCACACAACAGGUUAAUUCGCUCAUGUCAUCACAACAAGCUCAGCAUCAUGCAUCUCCUGUUAUGAAUGAUUCACGCACCAAUGCAAAGCCCAAGACAGCAUCACUCUCGAAUGCAUCAAAGAAAACGCAAUCAUCUUCAUCCUUUUCAAACACAGCACCAUAUUCAAAGGAUCACAAAUUAGCUCUUCUUAAACGAACGUACAAGGUUUCUGAUCAAGAGUUUGUAGAUGGAGAAAUUGUGUGGGAGCCUUUACGUAUUUCUACUGACUCUGUCACAAGUAAGGUAGAUAUGGGAAAUGGAAAAAUUGAGAUUAAGUACAAAAGCGGACGAAGAGAUAUCCAGUUUUCGAAUGGAACCACCAAAAAGUUGUAUCCCGACAAGUCAUGUCUCGUAUUCUUCAACAAUGGAGACAUUAAGAAAACAUUUGAAGAUGGUGUAGUGGUGUAUUAUUAUGAUUCACUCCAAACGACACACAUCUCUUAUCCCAAUGGAUUGGAAAUGUACAAAUUCCCAAACACUCAAAUUGAACGACAUUUCCCUUCGGGCGAGAAGGAAAUUGUUUUCCCUGACAAGACUGUAAAAUUUGUGGACAGCAAUGGCUCGGAAGAAAUUUGGUUUUCCGACGGCACGUACACACAAACAUUUCAUUAA
Messenger RNA from Naegleria fowleri, 3357 nucleotides. RefSeq lists its product as uncharacterized. The transcript has a single exon. Gene Ontology annotation, cellular component: centriole; nucleus; centrosome. Gene Ontology annotation, biological process: cilium assembly; centriole elongation. NCBI's taxonomy places the organism in Eukaryota, Heterolobosea, Eutetramitea, Acrasida, Naegleriidae. Bases 1 to 3357 code for a protein of 1118 amino acids. The record is from RefSeq and is a predicted model, not a curated record. Gene Ontology annotation, molecular function: tubulin binding.